Messenger RNA from Sorghum bicolor (sorghum), 721 nucleotides. Its product is annotated as putative ripening-related protein 5. Lineage: Eukaryota; Viridiplantae; Streptophyta; Magnoliopsida; Poales; Poaceae. The transcript has a single exon. Bases 56 to 631 code for a protein of 191 amino acids. The record is from RefSeq and is a predicted model, not a curated record.
AGCAAAGCAGAGUGCCUGCGAGGAGAGCCUGACCAUUUUUUUCUGCCUAGCAAAGAUGGUGACUGCCAGAGCUGCAGCCGCCAUGGCGAUGUUCCUCCUGGUGGCGCUCUCUGCUUCCCAAAUGGCAUCCUCCCUCCGCCCCAGCGCCGGCCUCGGCGUGUGCCGCCCCAGCGGUUACCUGCCGGGCCGGUCCGGCAACUGUGAGAAGAGUAACGACCCAGACUGCUGCGAGGACGGCAAGAAAUACCCACAGUAUCGCUGCUCGCCGCCGGUCACGGCCAACACCAAGGCGGUGCUCACGCUCAACAGCUUCGAGAAGGGCAAGGACGGCGGCGGUCCAUCAGAGUGCGACAACGCAUACCAUAGUGACGAGGAGAAGGUUGUCGCGCUCUCCACGGGAUGGUUCAGCAACAUGGCGCGCUGCGGGCACCGCAUUAAGAUCACCGCGAACGGCAACUCCGUGUACGCCAAGGUGGUGGACGAGUGUGACUCCGUGGAAGGCUGUGACGAGGACCACAACUUUGAGCCGCCGUGUGACAACAACAUCGUCGACGCCUCGCCGGCUGUGUGGGAUGCCUUGGGGCUCGACCAGAACAUUGGGAUGGUGGACAUCACCUGGUCCGAGGAGUGAACAUCAGCUACAGUUGAUGGUUAUGUUUGCUUUGUUGGUGAGACGUGUUGUGUAUAAGGAGGUAAACAUAUUUGUAGUCCAUAUUUCAGA